Molecule: messenger RNA, 548 nt
Organism: Lolium perenne
Lineage: Eukaryota; Viridiplantae; Streptophyta; Magnoliopsida; Poales; Poaceae
Source: RefSeq, a predicted model, not a curated record
AUGACAUUGCAGGAUGAUACUUCAAUGAAGACCAGAGGCGGCAGCCAUGGCAGUCCCAGACAUGUUCCUCUCACCCCCGAGCCCUGCCCUGGUGCCCUGAGCGCCAACAGCAGCGCUAUCACGGACGCCGAAGAGCAGCAGCGGCAGCAGUCGCAGAAGGUUGGGUGGUGCUGGUCGAGGUCAAGAGCCAUCAGGUUACACACACGACAAACAUCUGACAAUGAUCGGCAGCACCACUCUGCCGGCUUGUGGUCAGAGCAGUACAGCAUGUCGCAGAACAACAUGUCGCAAUCCGGCUCGCCCCAGGGAGCCCUGCAGCUCACCAUGUCGAGCCAGGCGUGGCAGUACCGUGUUUGCUCCUCGCUAGCUACGAGAAAUUGAACAAAACAUGCAAUUGUAAAGUACACGUUUGUGCCUGUGUAUGAUGAUGAACUGUUCGAAUUUACUGUGUUUAUAGAAAAGUAGAAGUGUAGUUUUGUACGCUGAUGAAUUAGUGUUUAGUGGAGAAGCACAAUAGUAAUUCAUGCAUGCUAGUGUGCAAUUGUCUA